UAAUGUUUUUAAUUGGAGCGGCCUUAAAAUGCUCACGAAUGCGAUCUAUUUAUUUAGCCAAAAACACGUUACAUGGGAAUGUGGUUAAAUUCAUGUGUGUGAUCACAUGAUUAUACUUAAUCCAAGGCACGUUCUUUUCACAUGUAUCUCGCGCCUGCAAGCAGGAGCUAUACGUACUGUAGUUAUGGCGCUGCCGUGGUUUCUGUUGCUCGAGCUGCUGCUGUACGGUGGCUGUUUUAUCUGCGGGAUCGUUACAGCCGCUUCUGUUACUAUCACUCAGGGCAGCUUUGCAGGGAAGUGUAUGCUAUAUGGUUCGGUACAUCUUAACUCCACAUCCUUCGCCGUGCUUUCAUCCAGUUCCCCCUCCCUCUGUUACUUUGUAUCAGCCAUCUCAGUGUGUGUAGCUGUCUUUUGCUUUUCUCUCACCCUCUACUGGAUCUACACCAGCUUGGUCGACGGAGAUGUGAAAAGAGAGAAAUUGUGGUUAAACAUCACCCUUGUCAUGUGUGGAGUCUUCCUCUUCUUUCUUUUGGUGACGGGAUGCAUUCUAAAGAUUGGUAGAGACAGACUGUGUGAUUCGGUGCACCUAGCAGUGAGCAAUAUAACCAGGUGUGAAGAAGCACAAAAUAGACCUUGGAUGAGCCCCAUAAAUGGGAAACAAUUCUAUUCCAGACUACACAGUGCAGAGAUAGCAGUGUGGGUGAAUUUUUUCUUUUGGAUGAUCAUAGCUGUUCUGGUGUUGGUGCAGCACAAAAGAGGCUCCGAAUACAGGUCAGGAGAAAUGGACCCAUCAGUGACCCCUUCUGAAACCGAACCGUUCUUCAACCGCCCGGGAUGUCCUUAGUGAAUAGAGACACAGUUAAUCUAUGUCACUACAGACUAAUGCUUCAUGUGCCACUCAAACACAUACUCACACACAUACACUCACUCCCAGUGGCAAUGCUGGCUAGCAGUUGGCUAGAUGAGCAGAGAGGAUUUUGGCAGCGCUGGUAUACGGUCUUGAUUUUGUUCACUAGCAUUGCCAAGGGUUAGUUGCCAUGGUUACUGAUCUGCGGCUGGCAGUACAGACCUGGCAGGUGAGAGUGUGCAGUUGCCAGAUUGGUGGUGUGACCUGAACUGAUUGAGACACAGCUUUAUGUAAAGAGAUCAGUACUGACAAUGUUGUUGGUGUUUUCAAGAGUGACAAAGCGAUUAAAAAUACCUUAGGAAAUCUUUAGGAAAGAUAUUUGUGCACAUCAUAAUAUUUUGUUCCUGCAUGAUUCUGGUGUUUUUUUUAUUCUGGUCAGAUUUCAUGAGUAAAUAUUUUAAUGUAAAAGCAUGUGUGGAGUGUCUUAUAGUUUUAGAAUAACAGUUGAGCUAAAGCUAACCCAUGGGACUGUAAAUUUUUAGGUGUCUUAAUAAGCAAACUCUAUAUCAUUGUGCAACAUUUUCGCCCUCUGCUGUCUGUUAAUAUGUACUACACUGUAAAACUUUGCUGUAGUUUUUGCAGCAGGUUUGCCAGUAACUUACUGUCUUAACUUUUUAAAUUACGAUACAUUUACACAACAAGAAAAGUGACCCAAGAUAUUAAGGCUUGUUUUAUGAAAGAGAAAUAUAUAAACUAGGUAAGUUUAUGCUUAAAACAAAAUUGCACAUUCAUCUACAGUUAGUUACUGGCAAACCUGCUGCGAAAUUACAGCAAAGUUUUACAGUGUACUCUAUAAACCUCAUCUCUGGCCAGGAAUGUCCCAUAAAUGACAUUUUUCCCAAUUCCACAUUUCUCCUGAUAUUUUUUUGUCCUUGGAAUCCCUAACAUGGGCAAAACUGCUUGAGUGUGUCUUUCUGUGACUAUUUGGAUAUUAAUCUUGUGCCCGGUAGAGAUGUCACUUUUAAUGGGUUUUUCCUGCACACAGCCACAUGAGGUAGGAGUGUGUGUGUAUGUGUUUGGGAUGACAGGGACAUAAAUCCAUAAUUUGGCCUGUGAUGGUAUCCGCUUUCUGUAGGGCAACAUGCCAAAACUGAGGUGCUGUCCACAGCACUUAAGUGCUGAAAAACACAGUGUCCUUUCUAUAUUAACGGCAUAGUGUCCAUUUUUAUUUCAGUCAUUUAAUGCUUUAGACUGCUCAUCUAAUAACAUUUCCAUCUAUGCACUUAAUUUACCAUAUUUGUUUUAUAAGUAACUGCUGCUUAUAGAUAAUGCACUUAAUUUUUUGCACUGAUUAUGCAUUGUGUUUAUGAAUACUAAAUCUGGUGUACAGUAUACCUGUUGUGCUUGAAUCUAUGGUUGGAUGAUCCUUUCAAAAUACUUGGAAUAAAUUGUUCAACCUAGUAUUUUUAAAUCACACUGCAUGGAUUAAAGUUCUCCGUCGCUACGACGGAUUUCCGUUAAUUGCAGCGAGUCUACGACGGAUUUCCGUCAAUUGCAUGGUUCCCGCCUGUCCUUAAUGUCAUGAAUUCACUUUUCAUGAUUUUAACCCUUUGACGCGUACGAUCACACCGGUGUGAUUAGAACAUUCAACGCUUUGACUGGCAGUAAGCCAGAGACCGACUCAAUCCUGCUACCUAUCACAACCAGGCUCGAGAGAAGAGAGAAUUUUACUUGCCCAAACGGACAAGUAACUUGAAAAAAAUAACACUGUGCGACAUAGAAUAAUAAGAAUAUGUGCAUUAGACAGAGCUACGUGCUUGUGUGAAGUUCGUUUGUCGUUGUGCUUGUUUGUGUGUGACAUUAAUCAAUAGCGCAUCGCUCGCCGACACUGAAUCCUGUUAUUUAAUUAUGUCAUCUGGCUGUGUGUCUGAGGGAAUGAAGUGCACAAUUUAACAUACUACACAAGUGUUGGUCUAGGAUUUGUCUGCGUCUGCACUAUAUGAGGAUAUGAACACAUGAACUUCAUCUCCAGAGUCGCUAAGAGUUUAUUUUACCAGCAUUGUACUGUUUGAGUGAAGCUAUCGUCAAAAACAUUAAAUCGGGGGCCGUCUUUCCGACAAGUCGUCAAAAUAAAAGUCCCCUUAAACUGAACACUCAAGACGAAAAAAUCCUGUAGUGUACUAUAGUAUGUGCUAUGGAAAAUUGUAGUACCCUUGUAGUAAAUUGAUAAACUAGAGUAAAUGCAUAGUAUACUAUAAUAAAGUUAAAAAAACACUAGUAUCUAGGAAUUUCACUGCAGUUUACUAUAGUAAAUACUGUAAUAUACUACAGUAAUUAAUGUGGACAAAUAUACCACUAUUGUAUAGUAAAAAAUUAAAAACACAGUAACGUUACUUAGAAAUAUUAAAUCAAAUUUAGGUAAACAAAAAGAUUAUAUGGCCUUAAUUUAUCCAUCUGUAUGUAACAUUAAUGUCAUUUGUCAGUUACCUGCCUAUUCAUGUGAUGAACUGCACUUGCACAUUUUUUAAUGAUGACAACAGACGUUUUAUACUUGUGCUACGACUAGUGUUGUAGUACUCGAGACCGGUCUUGGUCUCUCGAGUCCUGGUCUCAACCAUUUUGUGAUGGUCUUGUCUCGGUCUCAAUGGUCUUUGGUCUCAGAUUUAGUGGUCUCUGGUUUUUUUUCAAGACCACAACUGUGGGAAUUACAAUAAAAUGAUGGUGCAUUGUCUGAUUUAAGUGUUAACAUUAUUAAUGUGAUUGGAUGUAAAACUUUAAUGCCCGGUUUCACACACAAGGCUUAAGACUAUAGUCCCAGACUAAAAUAAAAGUUUGAGCUGUCUUAACUGGAAAUAAAUAUCCCUGACAUAUCUUAAAAUAUGUCGUUGCCAUUGUUUUGUCUCAAGAUGCACACCAGCAGUAUUUUUAUCCAAGGCAUUUUAAUAAAAGUGACUUAAAUAUCCUAAUUUAACUAAAGCAUAGUCCUGGCUUAAGUUAAGCCUUGACUGUUGUGCCAGAUGAAUGGGGGAAUGUCCUACAAGAAAUCUGUCAACAAAAUGAAUACAAAGGUCCACAAUAUCCAAGAUGUGAUUGCAAAAAAGGUACUUGUAUUAGAUCUUGUUUCUUUAUAUUAUAAAGUCUGACGUGAUCUGAAAACGUGAUAUUUUGCUACUGAAUAAUAGAUAAGAACGCUUAGAACGCAUGAUUCUGUAAUUAUGACUUUUUAAUGUGGAUCUUUUAGAAUUUUAGAGAGUACUAGUCUUUGUCUUGACUCGGCCUGCCUUGGUCUUGUCUUGGUCUCGGCCAUUCAACAUCUUGGUCAUGUUUUGGUCUCGACACCCUCUGGUCUUGGUCUUGUCUUGCUCUCGGUUUAGGUGUCUCGACUGCAACACUAGCUGUUUGGCCUGUGCUACAAAACCUCUGUAACAACAGUGCUAUGAAAAAGUUAACGUACAGCUCUGCCACUAAUAAUAUUUACUGCUUGCCUUUGUUCUAUAGCAAUCACGGAGAGUAUAACCAACUUCAGACACUAGGUAAAACGCUUAGAAGCAAACUUGAGCACUCGGAAUCCGAAACAAUUAUACUGACACUUCAUAUGAAGUUUUUUUUUUAUGUUCGUACAAGUAGGCUAAUUUUUCUACUCGGACAAGUGAAUGACAAAUGUACUUGUCCGAAGGACAACCACAUGACAACGCUUAAUGUCAAGCCCCGAAAAACAUGCCCUGAAGUUAUGUAGAUGGUUGAUUAUUUGUCAAUGUAAGUAUAAUGUUUUCAUAGAUUAAAAAUAGCUUUUAAAAUACGCAAACUGGCAAUAUGAAAGCGAUUUAAAACAUCUCCCCUUAAAACACUAUAUUGGUCUUGACUAUUUAAAUAAAGUGUCGGUUAAAGGAAUAUGACUUGGCCUUAUAAGAAAUUCAGUCAGAAGACAUUUUUUCACUUUAAUCCAUGACACUGUUUCUGUCUGUUCAAAUUGCUUAAUGAUGGCAUACUGCUUUAGUGAUGCUUAUGCAAUUGUGUAACUCACAAAGAGGAGCAUAGUACUAGCUGGACUAGAAUACCAGCAACAUGUUCUCAAAUAUAAAAGACCUACAGCUGCAUCUAAAGUGUAAAAAUAAUUAAUGACACUGAACCCCUGUUCUGACUUUUCCAGAUAAGGAAAUCUUUGAAUAAGAUACUGAAAUAUAUGUUCCUAGAAGAGACAACUCUAGUUAAGGCCCACCAAAAGACAUACUAGAAAGCAUACAGAGAUGAAAAUGUGUUUUGUUUUGAAUUUAAUAAAAGCACUAAAAUAUGCUUUUACAGUAUAAUUAUCUUGAGACUGCAUGUUUGCAAAGUUUUAAUAAUUGAAGAUUAUAACAGUGGUUUUAUUUACAGAUCUUUAUGUUCUGAACUCUUUCAAUAAAUAAUUUUA
Molecule: messenger RNA, 5258 nt
Organism: Triplophysa rosa
Lineage: Eukaryota; Metazoa; Chordata; Actinopteri; Cypriniformes; Nemacheilidae
Gene: tmem179ba
Product: transmembrane protein 179Ba
Exons: 5
Coding region: 107-844 (245 amino acids)
Source: RefSeq, a predicted model, not a curated record